Messenger RNA from Neoarius graeffei (lesser salmon catfish), 1758 nucleotides. RefSeq names its product E3 SUMO-protein ligase KIAA1586-like. The transcript has a single exon. The record is from RefSeq and is a predicted model, not a curated record. Bases 1 to 1758 code for a protein of 585 amino acids. NCBI's taxonomy places the organism in Eukaryota, Metazoa, Chordata, Actinopteri, Siluriformes, Ariidae. Gene Ontology annotation, molecular function: protein dimerization activity.
AUGGCAGCAAAUAUCCUAGAAAAAGCAAAGGAAGACAUGUUGACCAAUGUAAUUCUCAAUAAUGAAGCUGACCACGUCCAGACAACAUCCAGGAUUUUCCGUACUGCCUACAAAGAAGCCAAGCGCCAUAGACCAGCUUAUGGAUUUGAAAAUGAAAUUGACUGCCAAGAGAUGAACGGCCUGAACAUGGGACGGAUCCUUCACUCGAACGUGGCCUGUUCUAAUAUUCAACAACACAUUGCGACAGAGAUGAAACAUAAACUACUUGAGAGGAUUGUGACGUGUGCUCCAAAAAUUGGACUGAUGUUGGAUGAGGCAACCGGCCUGAAUAAAAAGAACGCAUUAAUUGUGUAUCUUAGAGUUCAGUUGACAGACAUGGAGUCACCGGAAAGCAUCUUCUUUGAUUUGAUCGAAUUGGAUGAUUUGGGUGCCAAGGGCAUCGUCCGCAAGCUGUUGAGUGCAUUACAUCAAGCCAACUUAUCCGAGGACUUCCUCGCCAAAACACUGGUAGGCCUCACCUGUGAUGGUGCGUCAGUGAUGCUGGGAUGCAAGAGUGGGGUGGCAGCUCGUCUCCAAAGUCGAUUUCCAAAUAUCCUAGUGUGGCACUGCUCCGCGCAUCGCCUCGAGCUUGCGGUCGGUGAUGUGGUCAAAGAAAUGACGGCUGUGAACCACUUCAAAAUCCUAAUUGAUAAACUUUACUCGUUGUACUGUACGUCAAACAAGAAUCGUGCGGAGCUCAAAGAAUGCGCUGAUGGACUGGACAUCCAGCUGUGCAAGAUUGGCCGAGUGUUGGACACAAGGUGGGUGGCAUCAAGCCUAAGGACUGUCGAAGCGGUGUGGAGAAAUUACCCUGCCCUCUACAGACAUUUUACACAGGCAGCGCAGGAUCCCACCCGUGAUGGCGCAACCCAAGAGAGCUACAAUGGGCUGGCAAAGCGCCUGACAUCACAUCCAUUUGUCAACAACUUGGGGGUGAUGUAUGACGCUUUGCAAGAACUGUCAGAGCUAUCACUCGAGCUACAAAAGCGCGACUGUAACAUCAUCAUGUCGUACAAAGCCAUCUGUAGACAAAUCCGUGUUUUCGAGGCGAUGUCUGAGCGUCCCGGACGACACAGCCUGCUGAGCCAGAGCGGGAUCGAUGAUAACUCUUUUCUUGGAGUACCCCUUCACAAAGGAAAGUUGACAGACAAGACGUUGGAUCACCGGGCAUUUUUUGCUAGUCUGGCCAGAAAUGUAGAGAAACGCCUGUUAUCCCACCAAACAGGAUACUACAAGCUCAUCGAGAAUGUGAAGGUACUGUAUCCACAGUAUUGGCCACGGGAGGAAGGCGAGCUCUUCGGGGAAGGUGAAGUGGAAGCGCUCUGCCAGCAGUUUUGCAUCGAAGAACCGCGGAAUGUCAUCAGGGCAUUCAGGGAAUUCAGAGAAAAUAAUGGGGAGUUAAUCCCUGAUGGACUCAAGGACCUCUUAGCCGCGGUCAAUACUGUCCCCAUCUCAAGUGCAGAAUGUGAGCGGGGUUUCUCGCAGAUGAACUUAAUUUGCACAGCAAACAGAGCAUCUCUUCUCCCCUCUACCAUCGCCUCCUUACUCUUUCUUUGCCUUGUUGGCCCACCGCUUACCCAGUUUAACCCCAUUCCUUACGUGAAGUCUUGGAUUGCGAAAGGACAUACGACUGCACGGGACCAGAGGAGUAAAGAGAGAAGCAGGGAAAUAGAGGCCAGGGGGUCUAUGGAUGCUGUGUGGGCUGUUUUGAACAAAUAA